AUGGCAUGUGUAACCUUUCGAAAACCAGUAUCAGCCACAGUGGGGAAGCAGAUGGUGUUCACAGGCCCAGAUUAUGUAAAGGAUCACCUCCCUCAAGUUGCUCAGCACACUGCCUAUAUAGGAGAAAAGUGUCCUGCACUAGAGAAAACUGGAGAUCUCAGAUAUUUAUGGAGGCCUGCCUCGAACAGAAGCUUGCCAGCUAAAUAUAAACCUGAGUACGUUGGUGAAAUUGGCUGGGGAAUACCAGAGUAUGAUUUUAUCAACAAAACAAGGCUUCAGACUGGCUUUCACAUCAAGUAUGAAGACUUCAGUCAUGCUGCUAUUGACAAACUAAGCCACAGAUACCAGAGCCCGUGGCAACCCAAUCCUUCUAUUAUGGAUGCGGAAGGAAGCCCCAGUCGUGGUUUUAUUGCCUGGCACAUGGGGGAUUAUGAGGACACCAGCCAAAGAAACUCCAAACGGGCCAUCCUUCUCCGACAGAGCAAGGCAGCCCUGCCGAUAGUGUCCAGACCACCGAAGCUGCCGAAGCUACCGAAGCUACCGAAAAAGGAGGAGCCAGCCCCCUUGUGCUCGCUGCCAGAUGGUGACACCGGAGCCAGCGGAGCGGAGGCGGUACACGUGGGCUUCACUACACCGCGGUACCUGGUGCCCAGGGUCCCCGUGCUGACCGCCUUCUCGGGACAGCAGGAUCGCUUCCUCCAGCUUGGGGAGCUCAUGCUUGCACUCUGGGAUGUUUCUAGCAGCGAUGAUGCCUGUCGCUCAGGCCUGCGCUCAGGUCCCUGGUCACCGCUAUGCCCUCAGCGCCCACGCUGA
Dama dama (fallow deer) is the source of this 813-nucleotide messenger RNA. It is a transcript of the gene SPMIP2, whose product is annotated as sperm microtubule inner protein 2. NCBI's taxonomy places the organism in Eukaryota, Metazoa, Chordata, Mammalia, Artiodactyla, Cervidae. The record is from RefSeq and is a predicted model, not a curated record. The coding region runs from base 1 to 813 and encodes 270 amino acids. The transcript is spliced from 5 exons.